AUGGCAGACUGAGGAUUUCCACGGGUUUCAUAGGCAGCUAGUUGUGGAUCAGACUGCAAUUCAUUGUCAUGCUGCUGGAAGUGGAAAAGAAAACUGGUUUGUUGACGGUGUCCCCUCAAAAUAGUGACAGGCGACUUGUUUUUGUGAAAUACUUGCACACGGGAAGAUGAACACAUUUAAAUGGCCACUUCACUAAAAACGAGCAGGACUCCCUUAAUCCACAAUUCACAUCUUUAGCAAAACUUGAAACUGAUUGAGGUUGUUCUUGUCCUUUCCUACAGUGAAGGCGAUUUUGAAAACAGUAGCAUGUAGACAGCAGAGAAGGAGUAGAAAACUGCACAAAAUGCUUGGCCAGUAACUGAUUAAUACUAACAAGCUACAUCCAGUGAGUCAGCUUAGUAUGUACCAAACAAUAGGAACUGAUACUGUCAAUUUGUGUUUUUUGUUUGGUUAGUUUCCGGUUCGAAAGGGAACAGGUGAGUUUCUCUAGUAUAGCUUGUUAUUGUGUUGUGCAGAGUACUUUUACAUCAUUUUAGUAAAAGUGAGCUGGUGGGUUUGAGCUGCAGCGAGUGAAGAAAGAUGCGGGGGCUUUUAUCAAUGACUGGAGAGGGCAUAAGAAAUCCUAACACCGGAAACAUUUAGAGGAAAAUCUAAAUACCCUUAUUUUAGUUUUUAAUAAGGGUUAGACUUGUUAAGAUUUGUCUAAUCCUCGUGGAAGCGUCAUGCAUAAAACAACAGCAUAAAAGAGGGAAACGUCUCGGGGGGGUUAAUGCUUUUUCUAGGCAAUAUGGAUCUUGUUUUAAGCAGUUACAAACUAAAAUGUGUUUUGCACAAUUAAAAUCAUCAGAAUAUUUCAUGGUUUAUUCAUGGAUUUAUGGAUGAACACCUCCCAAAAAAGAAUUUGGAGAAGUAUUCCACAUGGACUUUACAAGUAGGUCAGCAGAAUAUCCCAUUAAGGAUAGGUUUUGCAAGGUUUUGCAGCUUCUGUCAGUCUGUUUCUCACCUGUUUUUAUUCUCUUUCUAAGCAUAAAACCAGGGAGGAGUCAGGUGUUGAAACUAUGGAUGUGAUCAGGAAGUCUCAGAGUCACAUCAGGGUCACAGGGGGAAUAUUUACCUUCAUUUACUGCCUGUAUAUUGAAAUAAAGCGCAGAACAGAUGGACAUGAAAUGAAAUGCCUGCCUGUGGGGAAGCUCACACCCUUUUGUCAAACAUCACAUCAACCUGUGUGAGCUGGGGACACCUGCUGGACUCUUCCUGCCAUUACAGCGCCGGUGGAUCAACGCCCAUGUCUGAAUUUUUCAUCAGUUUGAGAAAGAUGAAACCUCGAAUUCCUCACGAAGCAUCUGAAAUGAAAAGAGGGAAAGGCAGACCAAUAAAUACAUUUAAAAACAACACCACCUGCAGUGCUGCCUCCUCAUCCUUCCUCCCGCCGCAUCAGAUCCUCCUCAUCUUUACGCACAGAUCCGCCUCCUCUCCUGCGCUCCUGUCCGGAGACUCCAGCGCAUCCAGCAGCCGCAGCAGACCUGUGGAGGAGCUACAAACUCUCUGGGCCUUUUAUUUCACCACCACAGCAAGAUGGGAAUUGCAGGAGCGGUUUGUGACAACCCUGCAGGCGCACAGUAAGUGAACAGAACCAUCGUUCGAUGAGUUUCUACACCUGAGAGAAGCAGGAAGAGGAACCAUGAUCGACCUGAGCCACCUGACAGAGGAGGAGCAGGGGGUGAUAAUGACGGUGCUGAAGAGGGACGCCGAGCUGAAGAAGGCCGAGGAGGAGAGAAUCAGGAAACUGGAGGAAAUACUGAACAGUGAAACGCAGUCAGACACCAACCUCAAGUACAUGACAGGAGAGUGGUUUUAUGAGGCCAAGUCCCGCCGACACCAGGACAAGAUCCACGGCUCAGAGAUCAUUCUGGCCUCCAUGAAACAGGGGAAAGCGAUUGGUUUCGAUGGAUCUCUCAGACUUGACAGAUCCAAGACGCCCAGCAGUCGAGGCUCAGAAAAUGUUGCUCCAGUGAAACCUGCCAGAUGUUGGGAAGGAUUACAGCCACCGGAGAUCAAUGAUGCAGAAAAAGAGAAUCGAAUUUCAACUUUUCGCUCCCCAAGAACGCCAAGGCAAAACCCUUUUAACCAUCCUUCCCUUAAUAUUUUUGAGCCUCCUGAAUAUAACCAUGACUUCUCAAUCAUUCGGGACAAAGAGUCUCCAGAGAGAGAGCCCAUCUCUCCGCCGAAGAACCAGCCAGCCGGUGAAACCAGCCAGACUUCAGGCGGCUCCGUCACAUCAGAGGGAUCCUCUGUCGGUUUCAGGCCGGUGCCAAAGAAGAGGACGUUUCUCUCAAGACGCAAUCAAACAGAAAGCAGCGGUGUGGGGUCAGACGCUCAGGUGGGGUCAGCUGGGACUGUUCCUGCCCCGAGACAGAGCCUCCAGCGGGGGUCCAGCGGCAGCUCGAGCCAGUCCUGCCCCAAGAGCCAAGAAGAAAUGUCCCAGAAAGGUGCAGUUUCUAAUCAGGAAUCUCAGUCUGCUGAGGAAAAUUCCCUGCAGCUGCCGAAUGAUAUUCCUCAGGUUUCCUCCAAUUCAAAUAUGGAGAGAGAAAGAAAACCACCUUUUAUAACAAGACAGCACUCCAGAAGCGAUGUAUCCACUAAGAGACAAAUGCUGCAUACGAGAGAAGAACAGGACGAUCAGACCCAAAGAGAUCAUCCAGCUUUGCACCUUGUCGCCCAAAACACCAGCAACACACAGGACCAACAAUAUAACAGUAGUGUGGGAACAACAAUUAGGCAGGAGGAGCUGAGUUUGCCCCAAAGCACUGUGGACCAAGAUCCUCCCACAUCUUAUGAUCUCAGUUUUAUUGAUCAGCAAACCCAGAGGUCAAACCAGGCACAUAUCUUUAAAUUAUCCACUCAGGCCACCAGUCCUACCGGUGAUGAGGAGGACUCCAUUAAUAAGGUGCUGGACUGGUUCAGUCGCAGUAUGGACAGCGGCGAUUGGCUAAAUAUUGAAGAUGCUCCAAAGAGCUCAAACAAACAUGUGGAAGUCAGUAAAUCACAAGGUGAAGACGCCGGGGCUGACAGAAAGACAGACAAGAGGAGUCAUUUGCAAAGACAGAGCAGUGAAGAUAAAAAGUUAAGGGCAACAGACAGAAGAAGCAGCAAAGAACUGAUGGAAACACAAGAUGAGGUUGAUAUUAGAGGAAGAAUUCACUCACAGGAUGUAGAAGAUAAUGUUGAUGAAAGUCAAACACCUAAUAUCUCUCAUCUGAAGUCGUUGUGGGAGAAAAGCAGCACAGGCCCUAAAAUACUUAUUGGCAACAAAGGACGAAAACCUGCUCAACUCUUAGCAGAGAAACAGUCCAAUGUGUCCUCUACUCCUGGAAUAUACAGUGAGAAGGAAGUUCAUGAUGAUUACACCUCGAAUCAAAGUGAUGAAAGAGAGCAUCAGCUGGUGAUCAGUCCACAGAUGGACGUGGUUGACGAUCUUUACUUCCACCAGCAAGUUAACAAUCUUCAAUCAUCUGAAAGGAACAAUAAUGACUCAGAAUACAGCUCAGAUUAUGUAAAGCUGAUGUCCAGUCCCCAAGAGUCUGAUAAUGAGAUUUUAUUAACCAGGUUCAAUCCAUCUGCACAGACGGUCGUCGAUCCGGAGUCUGAGAGCAUCUCUUUUGUUGAACCAAAUCUGCACUCUGAAUCAAGAGAAGAAAUCCUGCAAGAAAACAUGUCAAAAACUGUUCCUGUGUCUCAGAUCGAUAAGGAUUUCCAAACAGAGAAGCUUUGUUUGUCCAAAAACAGCCAGAAUGUAGAGUUUAAACAAGGUGGGAGUGAAGGCCAGGUCAGAGGCAGAGAUUCAAGUGAAGACAUAAAGAGGAGGGACAAUGAGGAUAAAAGUACACCUCCUAGGAGAAAAGAAGAUGUGUCCAAUAAGAGAGGAUAUCAACAUCAAGAAAGUACAGCAGAGAGGAUCCAGCAGCUCAAGGCUUUCUGGGAGAAGGAGAGAAACAAGCCAAUGUUCUACACUGGCAAACCUAAACCUCUCGGUGAUGGUAAAGUUGCACGUGGAGCAAAUCAGGCAAAACUGAACAAAAGAUUCACAAAGUCAGAGUUCGAUCUAACAUCACUUGGAAACGAAUUAGGUAGCGAUGAGGAAGACACUUACAGAAAUCAUCCAAAUUUCACUAUCCUCCCGUUAAAUCAACGAUUGGAGAGGCUGUCCCCAAGUCUUGGCACAAGCCGGAGACAGUUUAACACCCUGCGUGACUUCUGGGAUGAAGCCACGUCCGACUCUAAGGGAUCGUUUCCCUUUGACAAGCCCAAGAGCCCCAAAAGAAAAGAGCUGCUAAGUGUCCAGCUUUCAUCUCUGGAGCUAAAGAGUGGCGACCCAGACGUUUACCGCCUAUCCUCCACUGUCGAAAAAACCAGAGCAGCUGCCACGAAAUCGUCUCCGCCUCCUCAAAAUCGAUCAAAGUCGCCUCACGACAGACAGACGGGGUCGGGGUCGAGAGCGCUGGGUGACAGCAAGAACAACCUGCAUAAUUACACGUCAGCUGAAGCGGGCCAGCAGAGGCAGUCAAGGAGGAGCUCAAAGGAGUCCAACAGAGAGUUCUCAAAACUGCACAGCAGUUCUGGAAAAGAAACCCGUCCUCCAAAAGGCAGAAAAGACAGCUUCGGCAACUCCAGCAGUCGUGGAAACUCUUUGCGUCGUGUAACGAGUAUGUUCGCUUUGAGUGUCGUGGAUGACAAAGAUCAGAGAGUGGAUGUGAGCCCAUUUCACUCCCAGAGCAGGAAGCCGAGACUGAACUCUGAGAAAGGACAGAGAAGAUCGUCAGAGGACGCUGAGACUUUGACUCCACGUGCUCGAGCGUUUGUCCCCAGAGAUUACCGCCAUUACCUGGGCAUGACCGAUACCACCGUCCACGCGUCACUCACCCCGACCCUGAAGGACGAAGGGUCAGAGGGCAAAUCUGGGUUUGAGGCUGACAUGAGUGGACCAGUAAGAGCCAGUACUCCAGUUAGCUCUGAGGAGCGUUACAGCAGGAAGGCCAGCAAGAUGAGCCAGCGCCCCCUGUGGGCCAAUUACAGCAGCUCAGACGCCGGACAGGAGUCGUCUCUGAGCAGCACAUCAGAAACCUGGUCCACCUCCAGGAACAGCUCAAAUCGUGAAAACGAUGUUGAUGAUCAGAAUCCUGUAAGGAAAGCGUUAUGGCGAGCAGAGACACGGCCCAAAAAUCUGGCUAAAAGCAUGGAGGACAUCACCGCUUCAUUAUCACCACGACAAGAAAGAAGACAAGACCCAAGUCCUGACCUCAGACGCAUAAGUGACGCUUCCACCAUCCCAUCUCCCUCCUCGUCCUUGUAUUCGGACCCAGACCACCUGAAGAAGAUGAGCAAAUCAGUUCCUUCGUUCUUACAGAAGGAGGACACUGAUGGAGACUCUGACACCAUUUAUGAGGACACUUACCACCGAAGAAGACUAAUGAUGGGCACCUCAAUGACUAACCUCACCAGCUCCUCUGGCUUGGCCUCUGUGUCGUCUCUGAGUGGGAGUGUGAUGACCAUGUACAGCGACUUUGGGAACGUGGAGGUGCAGGGAAACAUCCAGUUCUCCAUCAACUACAUCCAGAGGCUCAGAGAGUUUCACAUCUUUGUGGCCGAGUGCCGAGACUUGGCUGCAGUCGACCCGAAGAGAGGCCGAUCUGAUCCGUAUGUCAAAAGCUACCUGGUUCCUGACAAAGCUAAUCUUGGAAAGAGGAAAACAUCUGUGAAAAAGAAAACGCUUAAUCCGACGUUCAACGAGAUCCUCAGAUAUCGAGUUCGCAUGGAGUAUCUCAGGACCCAGACGCUCAUUCUCUCCGUUUGGCAUCACGACACGUUUGGCAGGAACAGCUUCCUGGGUGAGGUGGACGUGGAGCUGUCUAAGUGGGACUUCGACCACACCCAGAUGAAUUACUUGGCUCUGAAACCGAGGACAACAGCGACUGUAGCACCAUCAAAUGGCCGAGGAGAGAUGAGACUCGCUAUACGUUUCCUGCCACAAAUCACCCACAGUGAAGGUAUAGCUAAAGAUGGUCCCAACACCGGAGAGAUUCACAUUUGGGUGAAAGAAUGCAAGAACCUGCCUCUGAUCAGAGCCACCAUCGACCCAUACGUUAAGUGCUUUGUGCUGCCAGACACGAGCAGGAAAAGUCGGCAGAAGACUCGUGUGCUGCGGAGGACGGUGGAUCCGGUGUUUAACCACACGAUGGUGUAUGACGGCAUCACGGAGGCCGAUCUUACUGAGGCCUGCGUGGAGCUCACAGUCUGGGACCGAGACAGACUCGCCAGCAAUCUGCUGGGAGGCCUGAGGCUCGGUGGGGGAACAGGUCGGAGUUAUGGAGCAGUGGUGGACUGGAUGGACUCUAGUCCUUAUGAAGUGGCUCUAUGGGAGCGAAUGAUGGCUUCUCCAACUGAAUGGGUGGAGGAUGUUCUUCCACUGAGGAUCCUGAACUCAGCAAAAAACACGUCUAGAUAAGUAGGCUAUACCGAAUGUAUACAAAACUAUAUAUUUAUAUAUGCUAUAUAUAUUUUGCAGGUAAAAACUAUAUAAAUUAAUUUUUAUAAGGAUCCACUGCAUUGAUUGAAACUCAGUCAGGAAGAAUUUCAAAAGUCAGGUGAAAAUAAAAUGAAGGCACUGGAGAGAAAGGCUGGAAUCAACGAUGUGGCUGUCAUUUAGAGACACCUACAGAGCCUUCCAACAAAGCAAUUUUCUAUUAAGGUUGGCAUUGUCAACACUCCAGGAUGUCAACUGAAGCUCCUCAGGUUUUUAAAGAAAAGUGUGAUGAAAGUAGAAACAAAAACCUCUCUUUACAUUGAGCUGUGUAGAGAUUCAGACAGAAGAUUAGAAAACUUUAUAUGAGGGGAUAAAAAGAACUUUGGCCCAGUGAGAUCCAAAGAACUUCAGUAGAAGGCGACUGGACUUCUUUUUUUUUUGGUUCUUGGAGAUGUUCCAUCUCUCAUCCAAGAUGCUUCCAAGUUCUAACUGACUGAUGGGGAGUCCCAGAUUUCACUGUCAGAAAUAUAUCUAAAAAUAUAUCUGAAACUGGCUAUUAUGUUCAGGAAUGAUUAAGGAUGUUAAUGGUGGUGAAAAUGGCUGGGAAGAGGUUUCAAGAUUGUAUUAUAAGUACUUGAUAAUUAGUGUCUUAGACUGAGAAGAAUUUCCUCCAAACAUAACAUACCAGUGCUCUUCAGACCCAGCAAUGUUUUUAUACAAAUUCUGGUUCACCCUGAAGAUAAUGCACACCAACACAAGCUGAGCAGUGUUACAUGUGCAGUCCAGUUCUGCAAGGAGUGUACAGACCUAACACAGCAGAGCAGCUCCUCAGGACAAGACUCAGCAGUUCAGGAUCGCUUUAUCCACAUUUUGGACAAAGAUGUAGAUACGGAAAGCAUCUAUGUUUGACUGGAACAGCCAUCUCUAAAUAAAAGAGGUGAUCUCCAAGACCACUUAUUAGGUACUUAGAAUGCAGUCUGAAGCUCUCCCCACAAAGUUUCACCACCAUUAAAAUUUUAAGUUACCACUAACCUGGAAGUUUCACAACCAUUCACACCUUUGCACGCCACCAGCCAUUUAAGUUGGGGAUGACAGUACACAUCUGCACUGCAAAAACUCAAAAUCUUACCAAGUCUGUUUGUCUUAUUUUUAGUCAAAAUGUCUCAUCCCACUUGAUUUAAGAUAAAUUCACUUAACAAGAGACAUUUCAGCAGAUGGAGGGACUUGUUUUAAGACAAUGCAUCUUAAAUAUCUUGUUAAGUCAAACAAUCUUGAAAAGAAGUGAAACGUCUUCAAGAACCAAAAUAAGAAGUCUGGUUUCCUUCUAAUUUGAGAACUUGGAAUUAUGACCUGGGUGACACAGAUGCCUCAUUUGAUGCAGAUCUCCCUUAACUUACUUCACUUUGACCUGUUCUUGCCAAACAAUACGGAGGAUCUGUGUAAUGCAUGUUUCAUUGCACUGUGCCUUUUGGAAAAAUACCUUUAAAGUAUAUACUUUAUCUAUGAUACAUGACCUCAAACUGUCACUAUAGUCUUUAUUUAAGCAGCUGAAUCUUCUGAAACCAUGGGUUCUUAGACUAACACUAAUUUUGACAGUAUUGUUAUAAAUCUAAAUGAAUUGGACAGCAGAUUCAACUGCUUCUCUGAAUUUUAUUAACCUGAAGAUGAAUUAAAGAAACUUAACGCAGA
This is a messenger RNA of Amphiprion ocellaris (clown anemonefish), 8209 nucleotides long. RefSeq names its product synaptotagmin-like 2b (gene sytl2b). Gene Ontology annotation, cellular component: plasma membrane; exocytic vesicle. The transcript is spliced from 20 exons. The coding region runs from base 1682 to 6502 and encodes 1606 amino acids. Lineage: Eukaryota; Metazoa; Chordata; Actinopteri; Pomacentridae. Gene Ontology annotation, biological process: intracellular protein transport; exocytosis. Gene Ontology annotation, molecular function: small GTPase binding; neurexin family protein binding. The record is from RefSeq and is a predicted model, not a curated record.